GCAGCAGCUCCGAGCCGUUGGUGCUUCUUCCCUCCCGUACGGGCUCAGACAGCCAUUGCUUUCCGACUUCAGCUACAGUGAUAGCUAAGUUUGGGAAGGAGAAAAGAGGAGAGACGCCGUAUCUUUUUUUUUUUUGCGGGUGUUGUUGUUGCCGUCGUUACCUACAGUAAGCAGCUGCGGUGGUCCGGGGUGGACCCUCCCCCCCACACACACACACACACCUCAACCCCCCUUUUGGGGCACAAAAGAGGAGACAGCGUAAAUACAACAACAACAAGUAGAGCAUAAAAUAGAAAAGGGAAUAUUCACUGGGGUAGUUUUUGGACAGCGUAACAAUGGAUACCUCUGGACCGAAGAAGACGUGCUGUGAGUCCGUCCGAGACUUCUUCACCUCGGCUAAAUUCCUCAUUUACAUGGGACACGCCAUGUCAACAUGGGGCGACCGAAUGUGGAACUUUGCCGUGGCGGUUUUCCUGGUGGAGCUGUACGGGAACAGCCUGCUGCUCUCGGCCGUGUACGGGCUGGUGGUGGCCGGCUCCGUGCUGCUGCUGGGGGCCAUCAUCGGGGACUGGGUGGACAAGAACCCCAGACUCAAAGUGGCCCAGACUUCGCUGCUCGUCCAGAACAGUUGCGUCAUCCUGUGUGGGAUCCUACUGAUGGUUAUUUUCCAGUUCAAAGAACAGCUUGUGGAGCUUUACAAUGGAUGGAUUCUGACCACCUGCUACAUUCUGGUGAUCACCAUCGCCAACAUCGCCAACCUGGCCAGUACGGCGACGGCCAUCUCCAUCCAGAGGGACUGGGUGGUGGUGGUGGCCGGCCGGGACAGCAGCUCGCUGGCAGACAUGAACGCCACGGUGCGGAUCAUCGACCAGCUGACCAACAUCCUGGCCCCCAUGCUGGUGGGUCAGAUCAUGGCGUUCGGCUCCCCGUUCAUCGGCUGCGGCUUCAUCUCCGGCUGGAACCUGUGCUCCAUGUGCGUGGAGUACGCGCUGCUGUGGAAGGUCUACCAGAAGACGCCGGCGCUGGCCUCCAAAGCCGGCGUCAAGCAGCCGCAGCAGGAGCUCAAACGGCUCGGCUCGCCCAAAGACUCGGAGAGCGGCCAGAGUCCCGAGGACUCGUCCCAGCCGCUGAUGAACGAGACCUCGGCGGCGGCGGCGGCCGACUCGCCCAAGAGCCGCGGCUGCUGCUACCAGGCGAGCGAGCCGCUGCGCACCCUGAAGGCCGGCUGGGUGGCGUACUACAACCAGAACAUCUUCCUGGCCGGCAUGUCGCUGUCGUUCCUCUACAUGACGGUGCUGGGCUUCGACUGCAUCACCACGGGCUACGCCUACACGCAGGGCCUCAACGGCUCGGUGCUGAGCCUGCUGAUGGGGGCGUCGGCGGUGGCGGGCAUCUGCGGCACCGUCGCCUUCACGUGGGUCCGCAAGCGGUGCGGCCUGAUCCGCACGGGCUUCUUCUCCGGCGCCGCCCAGCUGGCGUGCCUCAUGCUGUGCGUGGUGUCCGUCUUCGCCCCCGGGAGCCCCUUCGACCUCAGCGUCUCGCCCUUCCAGGACAUUUACACGCACCUGAUGGGAGAGAAGGCGCUGCCGGAGGCCGAGCACCUCACCGGGCUGUUCGCCGGCGGCAACGCCACCACGCCUUCGCCCGCCGAAGAGCUGCCGCCGCUGCCGUCCUACAUGUCCGUCAGUCUGCUGUUCGCCGGAGUGAUCGCCGCUAGAAUCGGCCUGUGGUCCUUUGACCUGACGGUGACCCAGCUCAUCCAGGAGAACGUGAUCGAGUCGGAGCGAGGCGUGAUCAACGGGGUCCAGAACUCCAUGAACUACCUCCUGGACCUGCUGCACUUCAUCAUGGUGAUUCUGGCCCCCAACCCGGAGGCCUUCGGCCUGCUGGUCAUCAUCUCCGUGUCCUUCGUGGCCAUGGGUCACAUCAUGUACUUUGGAUUUGCCUUCAAGAGCCUGGGCAGUCGCCUCUUCCACUGCUGCUCGCCGGAGCAGAAGCUGGAGCCGGCAGACGGCCUCUCACUUCCGACCGUCGCCUAAACCGACCCGCCCUGCUUUUUUUUGUUUUAAAGAGACUCCGUCCGAGGUACAUAUUUCUCAAGCCGUACCCCGAAACCCCCUUUGCAUCUUAUCUUAACUAACACCGUUGCUUGUUGCUGUCAGGAUGCUGAAGCUAACGUGAGCCAGGGAAAGGUAACUUAACAUAGCUAUGCAGACUGUAGCCCCAGCAUUCAGCAAGGAGGGCAGUAGAACGCUUGGAGUCAUAGAAAAAUAAUGCACAGUAAAAGUGAAGAGUGAGGGUCCUCAAACGUUGCUUUUUUUUAAGUCGGGGGGGGGGGGGGGGGUGAGUUGAUAGCCUCGGCCUCAUCUGCGGGGUGGGGUCAAACGAGGACCCCGUCACGUCUCCUCCGCCCCGCAGCCUGGAUCCAUCUGCAGAGCUUCAGAGUUUCAGUCAAGGGGCUUCAGCUAACUAACGGACAGAAUCAGAGCGCUUGCUGCUCUCUGAUUGGCCGAGCCUGCACACGUAGGAUGCGCUAGUUGCGGAUGUCUUCCUCCAGAGAUGUAGGAGGGGGGGGGGGGGAGGUGCUCUUUAUUUAACCAAACACACAACUGGGUCUCGUCUCUUUUUUAAUACACAGUUAUCAGGAUUAUGCAGUUGACUGUAUGUAUUCAGGAAAUGCAGUGCUUUAAAAAAAAAAAAUUUGUAUCAUCAGUAUUGUAUUCCAUAAGACAGAAAAGAGAAAUUCCUAUGCAGUCUUGUCGAUACCGCUCUGUUACCAAAGUCAGAAGUCCACCUGUGGCAUAAAAAAGAAGUGAGGGAAACCAGGUGUCUGUCCGAAGCGUUCCACAUAUAUAUUUGUACAUCAGCUGACGGAAAUAUACCUGGAGACGUGUUCACCCGCUCUGCGAUUGUACUUCAACUAGGUUUUUUUCUGAUGGUUUUUUACAUCAUCACGUGUCAUUUUUCGGCACCUUUUUUUUGGGGGGGGGGGGGGGUGUUCUCUUCUCUCUUUUUCUUCUUUUAAAAAAACAAACAAGAACAUCCUGACUGUUGGUACACCGGCACUUUGAGUGAUUGCCGUCUGUCGUUACGGCGAACGCGGUGCGAUCGGGCAUUUGAUCAAUUUGAUCUUUGCACAAGCCGGUCCCGACUCUCCCGCAGACAUGCGUGUGAUCGUACUUCAAUCACUUCUCUGUGGGGGGGUUGGGUGGGGGGUCAAAGUUCUGACACGUUGACAUCUUUUGCUUUCUAGUCGAGCAGCAUUUUAUAUUUCAAUAGCAUCUCAUGGAAGUUUGUGGAUUUUCUUCUUCUUUUUGCACGCUUUUUGUAAGAAAAAUAUUAUUUUCCAUGCAAAAAAAAAUAAACAUUCUGAGAAUCAUCGACAUUUGGAAAGUAGCUUUUUACUUCACCGUUGACACAAUUUUACGAUAAAUGCUAAAUGUCAAACGUUUUUUCUAACAUGAUCCACCAUAAGCUCCUGGUCCUAUCACACCCGGUAGCUCCCACCUGAAGGAGGAGUGAUGGGACCAGCACAGUAACUCAUGUCGCUGCCACUCGUUCCUUUUCCACCUCUGUUGCCUUCGUUGUCGACGAGCCUCGACGGCUGUGAAACGCACAACACGUGUGGCUGCGGCGGCCGUGAAGAAGUCUAGACAGUUUUUUGGGGGGUAAGAAAUAUAUUUAGGUUGGAAACCGAGGUGCAGGAGAACAGAAGGCCACUUUUCAGCAGCACAUGCUGAGUCAGGAUAUAAUAUGCAGGUGUGCCACGAGGUGCCAACGCACUCAGCGGCGGUGGAGCCGGGGUCCAACGUAAACCUCAAACUCAGUCUGGGAACAACCAGCUCUUACAAUGCUCGGUCUGCUGAUUCAGGAACAAUCGGACAUCGCAAUAACUGUCUUUUUUUCAUGUAAACAACAGCGGUCAGUCAAUAUAUACUUACUUCAAUACACAAUUUGAAAAUGCAACAAAAACAAUUAUAUAUAUAUAUAUUGUGUGUUUGGUUGUUGUUGUGCUGUUGGUCUAGAAAUGUUGACUUUUCCACUUUUUCUACAUGUUUUACACCUAGUGUUAAGAUUUUGUGUUAAAUUACCUUUGAACAAAUUUGUGUAUAAAAGCAAUCGCUUCUUAUUAUUUCUGUAUCAUACUGCUUUGAAUCUGGCUCUACAUAAAUAUAUUCCUCUCUGUAUAUAUAUAUAUACAUAUACCGGUGUUAUUGUAGUACAAUAGACGAAAAGCAUUCAAUCGUAAAGAAAUCAUGUUUUUUGUUGUUGUUGUUGUUGCUUGUAUGACAUUUUGUGUUUUGAUCCAUGUGUGUGUGUACUGUCUGUGUGCCUGUAGUAGUAGUGGGGGGUUCAAGGGUUCGGGGCGGGGCCGUCCAACUCCCCAUCUCAGAGGAGCCUCCAGACCUCGGUCUUUGGACGGUCCUCCAUUCGUACAUUUUUGUUGUUGUUAAUGUCUGUCAGUAUGUACACGUUAUGUAUGUAUCUAUGGAAAAUAAAUUACUUACUUACUAUGUACAUGUCAUAAUUGCACUCCACUGAAUUGGUACUCCUUGUAUUGCAUGAGGUCUCCUAAAUAAAGAGUGUGUCCAGUGUA
Pseudoliparis swirei is the source of this 4597-nucleotide messenger RNA. RefSeq names its product solute carrier family 40 member 1 (gene slc40a1). Gene Ontology annotation, biological process: iron ion transmembrane transport. NCBI's taxonomy places the organism in Eukaryota, Metazoa, Chordata, Actinopteri, Perciformes, Liparidae. The record is from RefSeq and is a predicted model, not a curated record. Bases 336 to 2039 code for a protein of 567 amino acids. Gene Ontology annotation, cellular component: basolateral plasma membrane. The transcript is spliced from 8 exons. Gene Ontology annotation, molecular function: iron ion transmembrane transporter activity; peptide hormone binding.